This is a messenger RNA of Arabidopsis lyrata subsp. lyrata, 1283 nucleotides long. RefSeq names its product golgin subfamily A member 6-like protein 1. The transcript has a single exon. Gene Ontology annotation, cellular component: plastid. Lineage: Eukaryota; Viridiplantae; Streptophyta; Magnoliopsida; Brassicales; Brassicaceae. The record is from RefSeq and is a predicted model, not a curated record. The coding region runs from base 320 to 1186 and encodes 288 amino acids.
AAUUCUUCAGGGUUACAUAUUGUGGUGACUCUAACUCGGUGUUUGAUCUUAUGCAUUUCUAAGAUCUUAAUCAUAGAGAUUAGAGACACCAACUAUUUGAUAAGAUUACCAUUUUAUGUAAUUUCUCUUUUAUGUAUGUCCACAGGGAAGCGAAAACACUUAUGUAUUUAAUCAACUUCAAGUUUGCCCACAAAACACAAAUCUUUUUUUCUUUUUUUUUUGAAUACGAAAAUAGGCUAACAUAUAAACACUUAAGUGUGUCCAAGUGUUUUAUAAGAUUUAAGAAGAAAAAAACAAAUAAAAAAUUGGAGACACAACAAUGAGUUUCUCGGUGGUCUUGUUCCACAAUCCUCACUCUGCAAUAACAAGAACAACCAUCUUCACAAUCUCAUCAUCAUCAUCAUCUUUCAGACCAAGAAGAAAUCUUUCUUCAUCUAAUCGUAUCUUCCCCACCAAUCAACCUAAACCCUUAGUCAAAAAACUUCAAAUCAUCGAAACCCUAGCCGCCAGAGACACAAUCAUAGACUUCGGCAAACACAAGGGCAAAAUGCUUGGUACUUUACCUUCUUCUUAUCUCAAAUGGGUCUCAAAGAAUCUCCGUGCAGGAGAUUCUGAGUAUUGGGCAAAGCUUGCUGAUGAAGUGCUCGAAGACGAUGUUUAUAAAGAUAGGACAGAGUGGGAAGUUGCAGAGAAAAUCCUCCAUGGAAGUGAUGAGAGCAUGAGGGCUUUAACUUCUGUAAAGAAGAGUAGAGAAGAGGUAAACUCUGUUUCGAUGUUGUUGGAGAUAAGUGAGAGAUUUGGUUGGGAUAAUGAAGAUAAGAUUGGUUGGAGCAAAAUCAAUUUCGAGCUUUUGGGGACAAGUAAAGGUGGUCGGAUUCCUAGGUUAAGGAAGAUGAACGAAGAAGAAGAAGAAGAAGAAGAGAGAGGAGAGAUCGUAAGAAGAAGAGAGAUUAAGAAGAAGGAAGAAGAAGAAGAUGAGAAUGGAUGGAGGAGAAGACAGAGGAGAGAAAGGAUGAGACAGAGUCUUGGGAGAGAUGAUGGCAAAACGGUGAAUAGGACUGAGCAGAAGGGUGUUUUGGGAAAGCUAGAAGAAGUAGAGAAGAAACUUGAGCCAAAGAUUCAAAGUCCUUUUCCUGGUCGUGAGAGUCUGUUGAAGAAAGUCAUGAACAGAAGAAGGUCUCAAUGAAAACGUUUCUUUUGAUUGAGUUUAACAUUUCAUUUGGACUUUUUGCACAAUGAGAUUAGAAUUUUAGUGCAAGCUUAUUUCCAUUUUUACAUUUUAA